Peromyscus eremicus (cactus mouse) is the source of this 950-nucleotide messenger RNA. RefSeq names its product dual specificity phosphatase 26 (gene Dusp26). The record is from RefSeq and is a predicted model, not a curated record. Bases 1 to 636 code for a protein of 211 amino acids. The transcript is spliced from 3 exons. Gene Ontology annotation, cellular component: cytoplasm. Gene Ontology annotation, biological process: negative regulation of MAPK cascade; protein dephosphorylation. Gene Ontology annotation, molecular function: MAP kinase phosphatase activity; protein tyrosine/serine/threonine phosphatase activity. Lineage: Eukaryota; Metazoa; Chordata; Mammalia; Rodentia; Cricetidae.
AUGUGCCCCGGUAACUGGCUCUGGGCCUCCAUGACUUUUAUGGCCCGCUUCUCCCGCAGCAGCUCAAGGUCCCCGGUUCGCACUCGAGGGAGCCUGGAGGAGAUGCACGCGGUGCACCAUCCUUUCCUCAACGUCUUUGAGUUGGAGAGGCUCCUCUACACAGGCAAGACAGCCUGUAACCAUGCCGAUGAGGUCUGGCCAGGCCUCUACCUCGGAGACCAGGACAUGGCCAACAACCGCCGUGAGCUUCGUCGCCUGGGCAUCACCCAUGUCCUCAAUGCCUCACACAGCCGGUGGAGGGGCACCCCCGAGGCCUACGAGGGACUGGGCAUCCGCUACCUGGGGGUCGAGGCCCAUGACUCGCCAGCCUUUGACAUGAGCAUCCACUUUCAGACUGCUGCGGACUUCAUCCAUCGGGCACUGAGCCAGCCAGGAGGGAAGAUCCUGGUACACUGUGCCGUGGGAGUGAGCAGAUCGGCCACCCUGGUGCUGGCCUACCUCAUGCUUUAUCAUCACUUCACCCUCGUGGAGGCCAUCAAGAAAGUCAAGGAUCACCGGGGCAUCAUCCCCAACCGGGGCUUCUUGAGGCAGCUCCUAGCCCUGGACCGGAGGCUUCGGCAGGGUCUGGAGGCAUGAGAGCAGGGAAAGCAAGCGGGCCAGGUUCCUGGGUAGUUUCCUGGCUCCCAGUUGGGAAGAGGAGACCCAGGUGGCAGGUAGUAGAAAGGCCAGACAACCCAUCCUCCCCCAAUGGCAGGAGAGGGAAGGGCCCCUCCGAGGCCACUGUGACUCUGUGGAAGGGGAUGGAGAGCCAAGUCGGGCAGUGUGGUAGGUGGGGGCUGCUGACUCGGGAAGGAAGCAGCUGGGCUGUAGUUUCUGUGAUUAGGACAGCACCAGAUUCCAGCAGGGUGUGCCCAGUGACUCAGAACCCCUUCCCCUCAUGUGUUCAAGUG